Messenger RNA from Penicillium samsonianum, 1284 nucleotides. RefSeq lists its product as uncharacterized. The transcript is spliced from 5 exons. The record is from RefSeq and is a predicted model, not a curated record. NCBI's taxonomy places the organism in Eukaryota, Fungi, Ascomycota, Eurotiomycetes, Eurotiales, Aspergillaceae. Bases 1 to 1284 code for a protein of 427 amino acids. Gene Ontology annotation, biological process: peptidyl-lysine monomethylation. Gene Ontology annotation, molecular function: protein binding; protein-lysine N-methyltransferase activity.
AUGAAGCCAGAAUGGUGGCCCGGAGAAGAGCAUGAGGCCUUCACCGAAUGGGCAACCUCCAAUGGCAUAGACACCAACUCAGUGACCCCAGCCCGGUUCCAAGGACGUGGAUUGGGAAUGAUGGCCACCCGGAACAUCAAAAAAGGAGAAGUUGUCCUCAGAGUGCCAACACAAUUGAUGCUCAGGGUCGAAGAUAUCCCUUCCGCCUUUAUCGACAAACUCCCAGAAGACAUUGCUGUACACGCACUUCUGGCGGCAUAUCUCACGCACGGUACACCAGAUGAACUGUCAAAAUACGAGGUAUGGCGCAAGUCAUGGCCCAGCCGAAAAGACUUCGAAGACAGCAUGCCGAUUCUGUGGCCAACCGCCCUGGGAGGACCGCAGUUGCCCAGCAGCAAAGAUGAUUUGACUGACUCGGAGCAACCAAGUCUUCUCCCCACGUCAAUCUCAGGGCUCUGGAAUAGUCUACAGCCCGGCCCAAAGACGAGGAAAUACAGCGCAGAUUACCAGAACAUUCUUUCGCAGCAGGUCCAGCGCUUGCACAAAGCAUGGACGGACGUCAUUUCUGCAUUCCCAGAGACCAAGUGGGAGACAUUCUCAUACCACUGGCUGAUUGUGAAUACGAGAAGCUUCUAUUGGAUUGGCGAGGGACAGGAAACGCCGGAAGACCCUAAUGAUGCGAUGGGGCUGGUGCCUUUUGCUGAUUACUUCAAUCAUGCGGAUGUUGCUCGGAAUGUCAAAUUUGACGAGAUUACAUAUGAAUUUCGCGCUACGAAAGAUUAUGAGGAGGGCGAGGAAGUGUUCAUGAACUAUGGCAGUCAUCCGAAUGAUACUUUACUAGCAGAAUAUGGCUUCUUCCUUGAUGUGAAUGAAGCAGACUCGGUCUAUCUUGAUGAUAUCAUUUUUCGGGAUAUUCAUUCCGCGGGGCAGCAAGAGGAGUUGUGGUUGAAUCAGUAUUAUGGUAACUACCAAGUCACUCCCCAUGGACCCUGUUACCGCACAGAGGUCGCUGCAUGCUUGAGUUAUAUGGAGGAGGAGGAUUGGCGGAACCAUGUUCUUGAAGGCCAAUCACAGGGCUUGGACGAGAGUCGAUCUGAGGCCAUCAUCAAGAGGUGGAUUCUGACAUAUGCCGCAGAGGCAGAUGCAACUAUAACGGCGCUGCAGAAGGCCAUGGAACUCAACACCACAGUUCAAGCACAUCGUUCAAAAGCAGAGAUGCUGCUGAGACGGUGGAGGCAGAUCAAGGAUCUCUGCGAUCGUGCGGCCAAAACUGUCUCUGUAUAG